This is a messenger RNA of Sebastes umbrosus (honeycomb rockfish), 1633 nucleotides long. It is a transcript of the gene pcmtl, whose product is annotated as l-isoaspartyl protein carboxyl methyltransferase, like. The record is from RefSeq and is a predicted model, not a curated record. Gene Ontology annotation, cellular component: cytoplasm. Gene Ontology annotation, molecular function: protein-L-isoaspartate (D-aspartate) O-methyltransferase activity. Gene Ontology annotation, biological process: protein modification process. Bases 16 to 930 code for a protein of 304 amino acids. Lineage: Eukaryota; Metazoa; Chordata; Actinopteri; Perciformes; Sebastidae. The transcript is spliced from 10 exons.
UUCCUGAUCUUUCCCAUGCCAGUAAGGCUCAGGAGGGAGUCCGGAUGUGUCUGCUGUGAAGAAGGAGGAGCGGUGGUUGAAGAAGGUAAACAAGCUCUGCUGACCUCUGUUAAAUCAUUUUAUACGUCUGAUCAUCAUCAUCAUCAUCAUGUCGCUGCAGGCAGAUCCAGUGUAGAUGAGAUGCACGCAUCUUUGCGCCUGGCAGUAGUGGUAGUCCCGAUGGGUGUGCUGCUGUCCCGGACCAUGGCGUGGAUGUCCAGCGGCAAGACACAUCCAGAGCUCGUCAGCAGGCUGAGGGAUCACGGGGUGAUCCGCAGCGACCGGGUGUUUGAUGCCAUGCUGGCCACGGACAGAGGGCUCUACGCUAUAGACUAUCCGUAUGCAGACUCUCCUCAGUCCAUAGGCUACAGGGCGACCAUCAGUGCACCACACAUGCAUGCUCAUGCUUUGGAGCUGUUAAGCGACAAACUAACUGAAGGGGCUUCGGCACUGGAUGUGGGUUCAGGGAGUGGAUAUCUCACAGCCUGCUUUGCAAGGAUGACCGGACCUGAUGGUAGAGUGGUUGGCAUUGAACACAUCGAUGAACUGGUUCAAAUGUCAAUAAAAAAUGUGCAAGCUGACAACCCAGAACUGCUCACCUCUGGACGCAUCAAACUUAUAGUGGGAGAUGGAAGGCUCGGCCACACAGACGGAGCGCCGUAUGAUGCCAUUCAUGUUGGUGCAGCUGCACCUACUGUUCCCAAGGCUCUCUUGGAGCAGCUGAAGCCUGGUGGGCGGUUGGUUCUGCCAGUGGGCCCUGACGGUGGCAGUCAGGUGCUAGAACAGUACGAUCGGCAGAGCGAUGGGUCGUUUCUCAAGAAAGCUUUGAUGGGAGUGGUCUACGUCCCCCUGACUGACAAGAGGCGACAGUGGCCUGGAGGUGAGCUCUGACUGCAGUGUGGUUGCCCCCGCAGGAGGUGGCGUUGGUGCUGCAUCUCCGGGGCCCCGUAGCGCUCCUCAUGGUUUCACUGAGCUCCAGUCUUAACAGCCACCUGCCCCGCUGGGUCGUCACCUAGCAACGUACAAGGAGGAUCUCGCUCUGUUUGCCUGACCAGAUUGUCUUCCAGGAGUGAUAAAACAGUGAGCGACCACUGCUGGACUGAUGACCUUACUCCCAGAAUCCUCUGAGUCAUUUAGAGAGUGAUGAGGGUAUUGUGGAUGACAAAGAAAAGUCUGAUCUCUAAGUGAUUCACAGUUUUAUUUAUGGGUAAGUUCAGCCAUGAGAAAAAAAAUGCAAUUACAGCUUAAGGAGCUUCAGUAUGUGUUCUUCUGGAUGCUUGUGUGAAAUUCAGAUGAGUGGUAAAUGUGUGACUUUGCGUGUAAUCUUAUGGGAACGCUUUGGUGAUGAAUGCAGAAACACUGCUUAAAUGAAAAUUCCGCAAAUUAACAAAGUAAUAUAUAUUUUGUGGCAAGAACUUCUUCUUACAUGCUUCAUAUACUGUAUGUUUAGAAAUGUCCUCUGUGACAUUGUUACUGUAGAGCAGAGGGGGCAUUGUGCCAAAAACUGAUUGAGGCACUUAAUUUUUUUGUAACUAUACAAAUAUUGAAUUAUGUGUACACUUAUAAGAUUUAUUAAUAAAACCCACUAAAUGGA